AUGGCCCCAAAUCAAAGAUCACGUUCGCUUCUGCAGAGACAUCGAGGAAAGGUACUCAUUUCAUUGACUGGAAUAGCUGCUUUAUUUACCACAGGGUCGGUGGUAGUGUUUUUCGUGAAGAGAUGGUUGUAUAAACAGCAGUUACGGAUUACUGAGCAACACUUCAUCAAAGAACAGAUCAAAAGAAGGUUCGAGCAGACACAGGAAGACUCGUUGUACACAAUAUACGAGCUACUUCCUGUAUGGAGAAUGGUUUUGAAUGAAAACGAUUUGAAUUUGGACAGCAUCGUUACCCAAUUAAAGGACCAAAAGAACCAGUUGACUAGAGCAAAGUCUAGUGAAAGCAGAGAAAGUUCGCCGUUAAAAAGUAAAGCUGAGUUGUGGAACGAGUUAGAACUAAAGAGUUUGAUCAAGCUGGUGACAGUGACGUACACAGUAUCGUCGCUGAUUCUUUUAACAAGACUGCAACUAAAUAUCCUGACAAGAAACGAGUACCUGGACUCCGCAAUAAAAUUAACCAUGCAGCAGGAAAACUGCAACAAACUACAGAAUAGGUUCUAUAACUGGGUUACAUCGUGGUGGAGCGAUCCGGAGGACAAAGCGGAUGAUGCAAUGGUAAUGGCAGCAAAAAAGUCAAAGAAAGAAGGCCAGGAAGUGUAUAUUAAUGAGCAAGCUUUCCUAUCACUAUCAUGGUGGAUUCUUAACAAGGGGUGGUUGAGUUACAAUGAAAUAAUUACAAAUCAAAUCGAAAUUGAAUUUGACGGCAUACACCCAAGAGAUACUCUAACGUUAGAAGAAUUUAGUUCUCGUCUCACGAACAUAUUCCGGAACACGAAUUCCCAAAUAUUCCAGCAAAAUAAUAAUAACCUCACGUCUAUUUUGCUUCCUAAAGAUUCCAGUGGACAGGAGUUUCUUCUGUCACAGACGCUUGACGCGGAUGCUUUAACAAGUUUUCACUCUAACACACUAGUUUUUAAUCAAUUGGUGAAUGAACUGACCCAAUGUAUCGAAAGCACAGCAACAUCCAUAGUGUUAGAGUCUCUAAUAAAUGAAUCAUUCCAUUUCAUAAUGAACAAGGUCGGCAUAAAGACAAUAGCCAAGAAAAAACCUGGCCAAGAAGAUCAGCAACAGUAUCAAAUGGCAGUUUUCGCUAUGUCGAUGAAAGACUGUUGCCAAGAAAUGCUUCAAACAACUGCCGGGUCUUCCCAUAGCGGCAGCGUGAACGAAUACCUGGCCACUCUGGAUUCUGUGCAGCCGCUCGAUGAUCUGAGCGCCAGCGUAUACAGCAACUUUGGCGUCUCCAGCUCGUUUUCCUUCAAGCCUUAA
Saccharomyces cerevisiae S288C is the source of this 1326-nucleotide messenger RNA. RefSeq names its product Pex3p (gene PEX3). The record is from RefSeq and is marked reviewed. Gene Ontology annotation, biological process: peroxisome organization. Lineage: Eukaryota; Fungi; Ascomycota; Saccharomycetes; Saccharomycetales; Saccharomycetaceae. Gene Ontology annotation, cellular component: peroxisome; endoplasmic reticulum membrane; peroxisomal membrane. Bases 1 to 1326 code for a protein of 441 amino acids. The transcript has a single exon.